Messenger RNA from Puccinia graminis f. sp. tritici CRL 75-36-700-3, 1088 nucleotides. RefSeq lists its product as uncharacterized. The coding region runs from base 146 to 862 and encodes 238 amino acids. Gene Ontology annotation, biological process: transcription initiation at RNA polymerase III promoter; DNA-templated transcription. The record is from RefSeq and is a predicted model, not a curated record. Gene Ontology annotation, cellular component: RNA polymerase III complex. Lineage: Eukaryota; Fungi; Basidiomycota; Pucciniomycetes; Pucciniales; Pucciniaceae. The transcript is spliced from 7 exons.
GAUCCCAGUUCCAAAGAAAAAAAAACAAUCAAGAUCGAGGCACUAUCUUUGUUUUUUAAAAAAAAAGCUGAUAUAUAAUCGGAGAGAACAGUCGGGAAAGAAGACAGAAGCCAAGAGGAAAGGAUCCAGGAAAGCCGGUUGAAAAAUGUUCGUCCUUUCUCAUCUUAAGGAUACGGUGCGGGUACAGGCGCGUGAUUUUGGACGGGAUCGGGCCAGCGUGAUCACCGCAGAGAUCAAUCGGAAGUAUUCGAACAAGGUCCUGCCCGACCUCGGACUCUGCAUCGCGCUGUUCGACUUGCUCGAUGCUUCGGAAGGCAAGGUGCUCUAUGGGGACGGCUGCUUAUAUCAUCGAGUCGAAUUCACCUUGGUCGUCUUCAGACCGUUUAUCGGAGAACAUAUGAUCGGCACCGUCAAAUCGAGCACACCCUCAGGGGUCCGAGUCAGCCUCAAAUUUUUCGACGACAUCCAUAUCCCUUGUCGACUGCUACAAAGUCCCUCUUGCUAUGACCCGACCUUGAACGAGUUUUUCUGGGCGUCCGAAUACUCGGAUCCGGAGGCAGCCAGCACGAUGCCCGCGGACCUCCUCUCGAUCUCGGAAGACCAACGGCUAUACAUGCAGAUCGGCCAGCCGAUCCGGAUCCGGAUCGAGGAGGAGCAUUUCCUGGACGUCGGGCCCAAGGAGGCGCCCAAGGCGGCCAAUCCAACCCCCGAGGGCGUCGAGCCUAGUGCCCUGGAGGAACAGCUUCGGAAGGAAAAGGAGGAGGGCAUUCCUCCCUAUAGUCUAGUCGCUUCUUGUGACGGACCUGGAUUGGGCAUCAUAGCCUGGUGGCAAUCAGAAGAAGAUGGCCAGGAAAAUCAAUAAAUUGGGCGUGAUAUGUUUCUUAUUUUGCUUGAAUGUUUUUCUUGCAAGGAAUUUUAAUUCUCAGAAACCCUUCCAAGCAGCAUGAUUCUGCCCAUUGUCAUAGAGUCGCCCUGUAUCCUUUCAACACAUUAAUUUUUGAAUCAUACAAAGAAUAUGUACACAUAAAUCUACACAUAUCUCUUGGCCACUGCACAGUGGCCACGUAAACAAACUUUUUGCCGUCGGA